UUAAGGUUAUCGAUAACAAAACAACAAAGGUUAUCAUUUUUUCUAUCACAUGAUAAAUAACUUAGAAAUAGCAAUUAAUAUCGUGAUCAUCCGAAUUUUAUUAAACGCUCAUUUAAUAUUGUGAUAGUAUGAGCGGACCAUCGUUUAUCAAAUCCACCAAAGGCAAGGUUAUUCUUGCCACCGUUGCUGCGCUUCACAUCACGAUUUAUCUCGCAAAACCUUCAUUUUUUAAGGGCCAAGAAGGCGAAAAGCCACAGAAUAUCGCUCCUAAAUACUUGCCAGACAAUUGAUCGGCCUUGAGUGGACGAGUAAGAAACAAAACCCGGAAAGUGUUUUGUACCGGUUGUAUUGAUUCAUGUUUUAUAAAAGCAUUGUGACUGUUUCAUCGAGACUGUCGCGCGGUAUAUUCUUGAGAAACAUGAGUUCCGAACAUAAAGUUUAUGUGACCCGCUCUGACAUGCCAGAGUGUGGAGUGCAGUUACUACAGAAAGAAUGUAUAGUCAAUAUGUGGAAUAAGCCAUCACCUGUACCAAGGGAAGACUUCUUAAAAAAUGUAGUGGGUUCCAAUGGAAUAUAUUGUUCUCUGACUGACAAGAUUGACAAGGCGGUGUUGGAUGCCGCUGGGCCUGGUCUGAAGGUAGUGGCAACAAUCUCAGUGGGCUAUGAUCACAUUGAUGUACAGGAGUGCAAGAAGAGAGGCAUUAGGAUUGGCUACACUCCUGAUGUGCUGACGGAUGCCACUGCAGAACUAACAUUGGCACUUCUUCUAUCAACAUCUCGGCGUCUUCCCGAAGCUAUCCAUGAAGCAAAAUCUGGCGGUUGGGUGUCCUGGGCACCCACUUGGAUGACAGGACCUGGCCUUGCCGAUGCCACUGUCGGCAUCGUCGGUUAUGGCAGAAUCGGACAAGCUGUCGCUCGAAGAGUCAAAGCAUUCAACACAGCCAGGAUUUUAUACUUCAACCGCAGUGAAAGACCAGAGGCCAAAGAAGUAGGAGCUAUCAAAGUAAGCUUUGAUGAAAUCCUGGCACAGAGCGACUUCAUUAUAUGCUGUGCUGCUCUCGUACCAGAGACUAAGGAAAUUUUCAAUAAAUCCGCCUUUGAAAAGAUGAAGAAAACUGCUAUCUUUAUUAACACAAGCCGUGGAGGCACUGUCGAUCAAAAUGCACUUAUCGAAGCUUUAAAAAGUAACACAAUAAGAGCUGCUGGGUUGGAUGUGACGACUCCGGAGCCAUUACCUCUGGAUAGUCCACUGUUUAAACUGAAGAACUGCGUAGUACUUCCUCAUAUUGGAAGUGCUUCUAUAGAAGCUAGGAAUACUAUGAGUGAUCUGACUGCAAGGAAUAUAUUAGCUGCUCUGAAAGGCACUGAAAUGCCAGCAGAAUUAAAGUAAAUUAAACAACUUUAUAUGUAUAUAAGAGAAAUUAUUGUUAUACAUAUGUAUAUUUUGUAGGUAAUAAAUUUUAUUGUGUGCAAAUCUAACAUACAAAAUUGAAAAUUUGUUUAAAAUACAUGGAUUUGCAAAUACAAACAAAGCCAUAGCA
Amyelois transitella is the source of this 1541-nucleotide messenger RNA. Its product is annotated as glyoxylate reductase/hydroxypyruvate reductase. NCBI's taxonomy places the organism in Eukaryota, Metazoa, Arthropoda, Insecta, Lepidoptera, Pyralidae. Gene Ontology annotation, cellular component: cytosol. Gene Ontology annotation, molecular function: hydroxypyruvate reductase [NAD(P)H] activity; glyoxylate reductase (NADPH) activity; hydroxypyruvate reductase (NADH) activity. The record is from RefSeq and is a predicted model, not a curated record. The transcript is spliced from 3 exons. Bases 356 to 1390 code for a protein of 344 amino acids.